Molecule: messenger RNA, 549 nt
Organism: Rotaria sordida
Lineage: Eukaryota; Metazoa; Rotifera; Eurotatoria; Philodinida; Philodinidae
Source: the annotation of a GenBank genome assembly
AUGUCAAUCAUUAAUAAAUCAAAUAUUCCUGAACGAUCCCCUUCACCAUCGAGAACAUUGAUUAAAAAUAAUAAUGAUAAUUUUCAAGAACGUAUUGCUUUUCUUCAACAACGUCAGAUAAACACACGAUAUCAUCAACAACCAUAUAAUAGUUUGAAAAAACCUAAGAUCAAUAGUGCAAAUAUUUCAUCAACAUCUUCUAUAAUAAACAAUCGAACACCAGUAAAUUUAUUAGAACUUAAACAACAACGUUUAAUAGAAGCGGCUGAUAGAAAAAAACGUAUUAUAACACGUAUUAUAAGUAUUGUUGGCGUUUUAAUAAUUCUUUUAUGUGCUGGAAUUGUUACACUUACACUUAAAAUGUCACCAAAAAUUGAUGAACUUGUACGUACUAGAUCAGGUCAACAAAAUUUAUUUUAUCAUAUGUCUCGAGUGAGUACACCAUUAACAACGACAACAAUAACAACAAUCACAUCAAAUAAUUUGACAAUAAAUAGUACUUCAAUAUUUAAAUCUCCUUUUCGUUCUCGACAAAGAUCAUUUAUAUAA